This is a messenger RNA of Pungitius pungitius (ninespine stickleback), 2445 nucleotides long. RefSeq names its product forkhead box L1 (gene foxl1). Gene Ontology annotation, molecular function: RNA polymerase II cis-regulatory region sequence-specific DNA binding; DNA-binding transcription factor activity, RNA polymerase II-specific. The record is from RefSeq and is a predicted model, not a curated record. The transcript has a single exon. Gene Ontology annotation, biological process: anatomical structure morphogenesis; regulation of transcription by RNA polymerase II; cell differentiation. NCBI's taxonomy places the organism in Eukaryota, Metazoa, Chordata, Actinopteri, Perciformes, Gasterosteidae. Bases 365 to 1459 code for a protein of 364 amino acids.
AAUUUUUCCAAAUAAACACAGCUUGAUUCGACCUGGGUGGGCAGACUUAUCAAGCGACUAAUUCUAUAAACAGAUGAGGGAAUAACCCGAAACCUCAUUGGCUGUUGGGCAAAAAAAGUGUGUGUGGGGGGGUGGUUCAGCGCAAUGAAAUUUUAAUUAAUGUGGGUGGGCUGAGAACAUCACCGACUGUUUAUGAUGGUCAAUUUAUUCCCCAGUGCAAAGUCAACAUAACACAGCGAGAGUACAACAAGUAUUAACAUGUCCUGGGGCCCGGUGGGGCAGGGUGAGUCAGUCAGUGGCCGAGAGGAGCUCCGGGAGCAGGCUAUACUUUCCCCGGGAGACACACUGCAGGGUCCCCGGCGUCAUGACUCUCUACCACGGCCGUCUUGGGAUGCCGCCCACGGCUUUGAGCCUCUCCGGCCCCCCUCUUAUCUACCUGUAUGGAGGGGACAGUCGAGGGGUCGUGCCCGCCGCCUUGAGCUUCGUGCCGGCCCGCCAGGAGAGUCCGCAAAAGCCCCCUUACAGCUACAUCGCGCUCAUCGCCAUGGCCAUCAAGAGCGCGCCGCAGCAGCGCGCAACACUCAGCGGCAUCUACCAGUUCAUCAUGGACCAGUUCCCCUUCUACCACGAUAACAAGCAGGGUUGGCAGAACUCCAUCCGCCACAACCUGUCCCUGAACGACUGCUUCAUCAAGGUGGCCCGAGAGAAGGGCCGGCCCGGCAAAGGCAGCUACUGGACGCUGGACACCAAUUGCUUGGACAUGUUCGAGAACGGCAACUACCGUCGGAGGAAGAGGAAGGCGAAGAGCCAGCAGGAUGCUCUUGACCCCAAAGCCGCAGGACACAAGCGCACGAAGGUCCUGGGUCCUUCCAGGGACCACCGAUCCUCUGUGGGGCAUCCGGCUGGCUCGGUUAUAGAGGCACCGGCGGGGCAGCACGCCGAGGCGGCGGAAACGCAACCGGACGCGAAGAUGUACCACGCGGAACAGACUGCUCCCAGGUCUGAACUGUCCCCCAACCGAGACACACUUGCAUCCAUACGCGGGACAUGUCCAGUGCCGAGUCGCGCCCCGCUCUGGACGGACGCUGUGCACGUCCAAGGCGCGCCCCCGCGCCGCGAGCCAGAGGACAGAACGUCAGCGGUCAGUGGAAGAGACAAGGAGAGAGGUCCCCUCUGCGCCGUCAGUUUCAGAAACACCAACUUGACCACGUUGGUGCACGACAGGCCGAAGGGACACGCGCUGAGCAGGGAUAAAUCCAAAAGUUUUAGCAUCGACAGCAUCUUAUCGAGGAGCGAAGACGACAUGCGCAGCAGCGUCCUCGGGUUGUCCGCGGAGACAUUGGAGACAUGCGCAGAGCGCAGUGCGCCCGCGGUCCUCGGCGCGUGGCCGCACCAGUUUUACCAGAUGGGAUUCCCACUGUGCUCCUACCCUUCCCUUACCCGGCUGCAUUUUAAAUGAGAACAGCUGAGACCCUCUUCUAUUUUUCUCACAAAUUGAAUUGAAAACUCAGUCAUUAGUUUUGAAUGACGAUAAAGUGUCGUACUCCUCUGAUCUGUUCAGAACCUCCUCAUCACCAUCGCCAUCCUCAUCAUCACAACCCAUAGCAGAGAAGACGCUUUUAGAUUCCCUUUUACGAAUGCUUACUUUCCUCUGGUAAUUCUUUGUGGUCAAUAUUCAAAAGCUGUUUCCAGCUAAAGUAUGUAUGAGGUCCAUGUGUGCAUUGAGUGAAAGCUCAGUGCUUCUCUCUUCAUUAACUGAAAGCUGACAGCUUCUCUGCACAUCCAUGUGGAAAGAAUCUUAGGUCUAUAAAAAGAAAAAGAUGUUCAAAGUUUCAUUGAGCUCUCUGCGUGUGCAAAAAAGGUUUUGGGAGGAAAACAACAUUAUGAUUUAUUUAAAACCAAAACGUCAAAAAAGAAAUUGUGUUGGAAGAUUGUUUGAAUGCAAUGUCACUGAGGACUGAGGCAUUCAGUGUUUCUGUCCUGUAAACUUGUUUUAUUAAAAUGUAUUAUUUAUCCAACGUUUUUGGAUAAAGAUAUUAGGAGUUUUCCUUAACAUUUUCCAGUUCAAUCAACUUCAAUCUUUAAGAAACAUCAUCGAGGGAAUAAAGAUUAACAUUGUCUCAAUGACGCUAUGAUUUACCUUUUAUAUUUUGUAUGUAUGUAUCAUUUGAAAUAUAGAAAGUAAAGUUGAAUAAUACCUCAACAAUAUUAAUCAUCAGUUUUCAAAUUGAACUGGGUGAAUUAUGAAUAGUAGGUCAUAAAUAAAAAAUAAUCCAAAUGAUAAAAUGAAAUACUUUUAAUACUUAAAAUACCAACAGUAACAGAUUGUGGGUCAGAGUGCUUUGUUGAUGAACACUACAGCAUGAAGGUAGGUUAACGGAAUGAGCUUAUUCUUUUGAAUUUCUCAUGUGGUAAAUAAAAAAAUAACAAAACUCACUCACGGUC